This is a messenger RNA of Zychaea mexicana, 349 nucleotides long. RefSeq lists its product as uncharacterized. The record is from RefSeq and is a predicted model, not a curated record. The coding region runs from base 50 to 220 and encodes 56 amino acids. NCBI's taxonomy places the organism in Eukaryota, Fungi, Mucoromycota, Mucoromycetes, Mucorales, Lichtheimiaceae. The transcript is spliced from 4 exons.
CUCUUUUCAACUCUAAAUUCUUUUUCAACUCGAACAAAGAAAUCACAAAAUGGCUUGCCCUUGUACACAAAACGAUAGUUGCACCUGCCAAACCAGCAACCAAUGCAAGUGUGGUAAGGACUGUCAAUGCAAAGACUGCAAGGCCAUGCAUAAGCAAACAUGCGCUUGCAAAGGCACCGGUCAAGGCUGCUCCUGCCAAGACGAGUGCAACUGCUACUAAAGAAGAAAAACUGAUGAUCAAACGUUGCACAUUUGUAUCACAAUUUUGCGGAGCCCUUUUCUUUUUGUACAUAACACCCGCGAUGAAAUAAAACAAUUCUGCGAUUCGUACCAUAAUAAGAGAAAAUAG